CAUACUUCACACACAUCCCAAUCAUCGCAACCCAAACCUACAGUCAGUAUUCCUCCGCAAACACAUUCAGUCGAUUCGACCAACACUUCGGUCCCAAACACUAUGAUUCUUCCAGAAGUGGACAAACAGUCACUAAUUGAACGCAUUAUAAAACUUCAGAAAUCAUUAGAAAAGAAAAGCGAAAAAAUAGAUUUUUUUGAAGAACAUAAUCAACAACUCAUCGAAGAGAUGAAGAAAAAGUCAAAACUCAUUCAAUACUAUAUAAUGAGAGAGGAAUCGGGAGCCCUAUCCACCACUUCCAUGGAUGAACAUAAACGUCAAGUGGCCAAAAGAGGGACUGGUAUUAUGUCCUCGUUGUAUAACAGCGCUCCUAAUGAUACAACUAUGACAUUAGAGUUGUCGCUGGAAAUCAAUAAGAAAUUGCAGGCAGUCUUAGAGGACACUCUCUUAAAGAAUAUCACUUUAAAGGAAAAUCUCAAUACUUUGGGCGCAGAAAUCGAAAGGAUUAGUAAAGACAAGAAGUAAAUUGUUUUCAUAAAAACG
Messenger RNA from Medioppia subpectinata, 543 nucleotides. NCBI's taxonomy places the organism in Eukaryota, Metazoa, Arthropoda, Arachnida, Sarcoptiformes, Oppiidae. The record is from the annotation of a GenBank genome assembly.